GUGUCCUUUCAACAGGGGAGAAGGCGGAGGACACGCGUUCAAUAUAUAGGUGACCGAAAAAGGUGCAUUGCAUCAAGUCAGACUCAGAGGUCUUCAUGCUCUAUAAAAAGGUGCACUAGGAAGUCUUAAAGGUAAAGAUGAUCGACUAUAAAGUUGUCCCAUGUCCUUCUUUGGGACACACAGAGGAGGAGGAGGAGGACAAUGAGCAGCAGGAAUUGUUGUUGAGUGGCAUCAAGAGAGUUGUUGCCCUUCCAAAAUUGUUGGAUGUCAAAUUUGUGUGCGAGGACGUGCGCAAGGUGCGCGCAAACCGAACACUGUUGGCGAGUGGGAGCGAGUACUUCCUAGAGCUAUUCUACGGGGACAUGAAAGCGAGCUGCGCGGACAUGACGAUACCUCUUCCGAGCGUGAAGGCUGACAGUCUGCAGGUUGUAGUCGAUUACCUUCAUGGUCGUCCGUUUCGAUGGAACAAGGACAGUUCAUGGGACAUUCUGGUGGACACGUACCUUUUAGCGGACGAGUAUCAGGUGAAAGGGUUGUGCAAGCGAGUCCUGCGCUUGGUACCCACACUGAGAUAUCCCGGGGAGUUGGGGGACCUGCUGAACGCAGCGGUUCCCAGGCAAGCAACAGCCAUCCUAGAGGCCGCUUUGAAGGUUACCGUAGCAAGCAAUGACGUGACGGUCAACUCCGGGUAGCUCAUGGGUGGGGCCAAGGCUAGCAUCAAGUAC
Chara braunii is the source of this 725-nucleotide messenger RNA. NCBI's taxonomy places the organism in Eukaryota, Viridiplantae, Streptophyta, Charophyceae, Charales, Characeae. The record is from the annotation of a GenBank genome assembly.